This is a messenger RNA of Nilaparvata lugens (brown planthopper), 3082 nucleotides long. RefSeq names its product collagen alpha chain CG42342. The record is from RefSeq and is a predicted model, not a curated record. The coding region runs from base 202 to 2040 and encodes 612 amino acids. The transcript is spliced from 25 exons. Lineage: Eukaryota; Metazoa; Arthropoda; Insecta; Hemiptera; Delphacidae.
AGUGAAACGGGAAGGCGCUUGCCAGUCGAGCGCGAACUGUCGCAGAGUGAACAUUGUCAGUUGCCGCGUGUGUGCUUGGUGAGUGUUGUGUGCGCGCGUAUUCGAAAGUAGCCAAAGUAAAGAAAGUAAGUAGCAAAGUCGCGUUGUGUGCCAUGUGCGACGGUAAACUUGGUUGACUGACGCGACUGCGACCCAGGUGAGAUGGAGUCGCGACGCGACUGGAGCGUCCUGCUGUGUGGUCUGUGCCUUCUGAGCAUGGCCUCCAGCGUUUAUUUCUGCUACAAAGAGUUUCUGCUGGAGAACAGAAUGGCUGUGCUGGAAGCUAGACUCCAGCAAAUCAUGGACCAACAGUCUGGUGGUGGUGGUGGUCCGGCGAUAGUAAUCGCCAGCGAUGCCACCCGACAAAAGCGAGAUGUUCUGCUACAGACUGAUCGCCGACUGCCCAGGGAAGCUGGAGACUGCAAUUGUCCACCAGGACCCCCUGGCCCCCCCGGUAAGAGGGGAAAACGAGGGAAGAAAGGAGAUCCAGGAGAAACGGGUCCUGUGGGACCGAUGGGACCUCCGGGCAAAAAUGGAUUCCCGGGAGUUAAAGGACCUAAGGGAGAUAGGGGUUAUAUGGGACCAAUAGGGUUGGACGGACCUAAGGGAGAUCCUGGUAGACCGGGCGAUAAAGGACAGAAAGGUGAACUUGGAAGUCCUGGCUUCGAUGUUUAUGCAGCUGUUAAGGGUCUUAAGCGUUCAGUAACCACACUGAGAGGUGGUACGUUGGGCUACGCUGAAAUAGUAGCCGUGAAGGGAGAACCAGGAGAGCCAGGACCCCCCGGUCCCCCCGGCCCCCAAGGACCCGAAGGACUUCCAGGACACGACGGUCGGCAAGGAAUUCCAGGAGAACCGGGAGCAGUGGGAGAGAAAGGACCUCCGGGUCCAGCAGGUCCUGUGGGGCCUCCAGGAGAGCCAGGAACGGCGGGAGUCAAGGGCGAUAGAGGCUACAUGGGUCGACCUGGUUAUCCAGGAAUUCCAGGAAUACGAGGAUCACCUGGUGACAAGGGCGAUAAAGGCGAGCGAGGCUUAACGACGACAUUAAAGGGAGAUCAGUUCCCCACAGGCAUCAUCGAAGGUCCACCUGGGCCCCCAGGACCUCCAGGCGAUCGAGGUGAGCAAGGGCUGAGAGGUCCCCCUGGAGGCAAUGGCGUGCCUGGAGUGGCAGGGCCUCAAGGACCUCCUGGAUUACCGGGUCAUUCGGGUCCAAAAGGAGAGAAAGGAGACUAUGGCGAUAUUGGACCGCCAGGCUUGAUGGGUCCUCCGGGUUUACCUGGACCUCCUGGCUACCCAGGACAGAAAGGGGAGAAAGGAGACAAGGGAGAAUCGAAAUACAAGAAACUCAGAAGACGACAGGGAGAUGGAACGUUUGAGGGAUUCAAGGGAGAGGCAAUAGUGGGUCCUCCCGGUCCACCAGGGCCCCCAGGAUCGGCGGGAUUACAAGGACCCCCUGGAAUUAAAGGAGACAGGGGGAUGGACGGUGCCAAAGGGGAGCCUGGUGAGAAAGGAUCGAAAGGAGACCCAGGGCCCAUGGGAUUACCUGGUCCAAUGGGUCUGAGGGGGGAGGCUGGAAGGCCUGGAGACUUUGGCAAACCGGGACAGACGGGACCUCCUGGAUUGGAUGGAAUGAAGGGUGGUCAAGGAGAACCUGGGAUGAAAGGAGAAAGAGGAGACCCUGGACUCCCAGGCACAGACGGGAUUCCAGGUACAGAGGGUCCAAAAGGUGAAAAGGGAUUGAAAGGUGAACCUGGACCAAUCGGCAAACGAGGCAGAAAAGGGGACAAGGGAGACAAGGGGGAGCAGGGGGUCCCCGGCCUGGACGCCCCCUGUCCCAUUGGACCUGACGGCCUCCCCCUCCCAGGAUGUGGAUGGAGACCUCCCAAGGAGCUUUCUGAGCAUAGCACGACGACCACCUUGUCACCGGUCACCCCGGACGACUAUGACGAGGGGGGUGAUGAAGAGUAUGAGGACGAUUACACAAAUAACAAUUACCAAAGCUGAGACAGAACCCAGUGGUCAGGUGACUGAAUGUACAGGAUACAACGGAGUGCGUGGAAACAGUAUUUGUAAGUGUAUGACUGAGUGAAAUGAUGUGAUAUCUGCAUGAAUAGUGCACAGAGUCAACUCCCGACGUGACAGACAGCAGUGGGUGAUAUUAUGGGACAUCCGAACCCAAAACAACGUCCUCAGAGCGUGACAUGACCCCAAGUCUACUACUGUACAUAGGCUGACAGUGUAUCACGAACAAUAAUAAGAGAUACAGUACAAUUACUUGGUAAUAAUUAAUUUUUAAGCCUUCUUUCAACCAACUGACAAAUUUUGUUAAACGAAAUGCUAUGUAGUUUCCGAUUACAAUAUUUGUAGAUACUAACUUAUUGGUUGUUUCUAUGUCUGAGUUUUUUUUAUAAAUGUUCUCAAGUUUAUGAAAGUUACCGGAUUUGAGUUUUGUUUAAGAAUAGUGCUUCUUGAAGGGUGAACAUUGACUUGAAAUCAAUGUUUAUAUAAAAAAUAAUUUACAUCUGUAGGGUAGACUUUACAUCUGCUCAUAAUGCAAAGAAAUAGGAGAAUCCCCGUUUAUUGGGCGUAUUCAGGACUUGGUCUCUCUGUCAUUCAACUUGAUGGAAAACAAGAAAUCCAAGAAAAAACUGUGUAAAAUUUCCAUCAGAAUAGAAAUUAUUCAUCACAUGAAGUAACAUGAUUUAUGAUGAAUGACCAUCUUGAAUCCUCUAGAGUCUAGAGAGAUACAGAUCCAUCGAAUCCAUGUAGAGCCUCCUGUAACUCAGUAGUUGUGAAAAAAUGGACAGUCUAUACAUUUGAAAUAGGAUAGCUAUGAAUUUUCAAAUCUGAUACCAUUCACAAUGGAUUAUUUCAAUCUCAAAUUAUUACUGAAGUAUUUAGUAUUUUAGUAUACUAAAUUGUACAUUUUCUAGAUAAUGCUUGUUUUCCUUGUAAUUGAGAAUUAGAGAACUCUUGAAAUGAAAUAAGAGUUGAAAUGUGUACCACAUUUCGUUUUUCUAUGAUCCUUCAUAAUUACUAGCAAGUA